CAAAGGGAGGAAGGAGACAAGGACCAAGAAAGAAGGAAAGGAAAGAAGUGAACAUGAAGGAGGGACAGAGGAAAGAAAACUACAAAGACGCUGUGUCUCUGCGUCGCGCUCCGAGGCUCAGUAUUUCCAUCCAGGAGCACAUGGCCAUCGACGUGUGCCCGGGACCCAUCCGACCAAUCAGAACCAUCUCCGCCUACUUCCCCCGACUGUCCCCCACCUCCCCUAACCCCGCCCCCUUUAGUACUGCCCCCUCCCCUUUCCCCACCUCCCCUACCCCCGCCCCCUCCUGCCUCAGCCCCGCCCCCUCGCUGCUGCCCCCUCGAGGCUCGUCUCUGAACAGCAGCGUGGACACGUCGGUGGAGAUGCACAGCUCUGACAGCGACGACUGCACGGCCCUGGGGACUCUGGAGUUUGACUUGUUGUAUGAGCAGUUUUCCAGUCAGCUGCACUGCACUGUGCUCAGAGCCAAGGGUCUGAAGCCCAUGGACUUCAAUGGUCUGGCAGAUCCUUAUGUCAAACUGCACCUGCUGCCCGGGGCAUGUAAGGCAAAUAAACUGAAGACUCGGACAAUCCGGAACAGUCUGAACCCGACCUGGAACGAGAAGCUCACCUACACCGGGAUCACAGCCGAAGACCUGCACCGCAAGACCCUCAGGUUGACAGUUUGUGAUGAGGACAAACUGACUCAUAAUGAGCUCAUCGGAGAAUCACGAGUAGCUUUGAAACGACUCAAACCGAACCAUCCCAAACGGUUCCACACCUGCCUCGAACACCCGCCCCCCCUUCCGUCUCCGUCAGCGACUGGAGAGGCUCUCAGAGGAAUCUCCUGUUACCUGCGUGAGUGGGAGAAGGAGCAGUUGCAGAGUCUGGAGGAGAGGGGGCGCCUGCUGCUCUCCCUCCAGUUCCUGUCGGCUCCCGAGGACCCGGCGGAGCUCCAGAUGGGGGAGGGUGUCGCUCUCACCGACACCCCAAAAACAGGCCUCUAUGUCGGGGUCAAACGCUGCGCUCACCUGGCCGCCAUGGACGUCAAUGGUUUCUCCGACCCCUACGUCAAAAUAUACCUGAAGCCCGACCUGCAGAAGAAAUCCAAGCACAAAACCCAAGUCCUCAAGAAGACCCUGAACCCAGAAUUCAACGAGGAGUUCUUCUAUGAGAUCUCUCUGUCGGAGCUCAGCGCUAAGACUCUGGAGGUGACAGUUUGGGACUACGACCUCGGGCGCUCCAAUGACUUCAUCGGCGGCGUGUGUCUGGGGCCUCAGUCUCAGGGCGACGCUCUGAGGCACUGGACCGAGUGUCUGAAGAACCGAGGCCAGAGGAUCGAGAGAUGGCACAUUCUGACCAACGAACUGCCCCAGAACCAGGACUAG
Periophthalmus magnuspinnatus is the source of this 1367-nucleotide messenger RNA. Its product is annotated as double C2-like domain-containing protein alpha. The coding region runs from base 54 to 1367 and encodes 437 amino acids. Lineage: Eukaryota; Metazoa; Chordata; Actinopteri; Gobiiformes; Gobiidae. The transcript has 12 exons. Gene Ontology annotation, cellular component: membrane. The record is from RefSeq and is a predicted model, not a curated record.